GGCAUCAAAUUUUAAUUUUCCCGGAAGUUACCCAUGCGACUUGGAGGCGCACCGGCUCCACAGACCAGAAACAUCGCAUUAUGGCCUCGCUCUGAGUCUCCUGAUGCGACAGCUGUGUACAUACCUAACCGGCAAUCCGUCACCAUCGACGCCUUGAUCAUGGACCUCCGGUCCAGAGGCUUUUUUCGGGCCCAUCGGAGUUGUCAAUAGUACUCCCGAAGUACUAUAUUAUUUGAUUUUGAGCACUGUCACUUUUGCACGCCCGGGGAUUUAAACCGAAGUGACAGUAGUAGCACUCACCCCAUCUGCCGGUCAGCUAACUAGCUUGCUAACGCUAAGUCAAUAGCCAAGAAGGGCAUCACUUUUCUUUUGGAGUAAAGGACAAGGAAACUACAACACCACUACUUUCAGUAACAGAAGACUGAUCAGAGGCUGAUUCCCCGAUUUCCCAUCUUACAACAUAUUCACUAUUGAUUCCUGACAGGCUGGCAAAACAACGCCACCCUAAUGCAGAACCAUAAAAGAACGUGAAAUGAACAAACCACCACAGCCUAUAACGGGACCCGCUUCUGUCCCAAACCCUGCCCCAUCCCCUGGAUUGACACAGGCUGCCUACGGCCCUGGUCAGCCCCCUUCUCUUGUUUUUGCCACCCCUCCACCUCCACAAAUGAACUCUGCACCACAGCCAAGACAGAUUUCUGACACGGCUUCUACUGCUAUACGGCUUUGGCUAAAUCUGUGUAUGUGUGGUGGAUACAGAGCAUUACAGAGUUACUAUCAGAACCGACCAGCCAUGGCUACCAGUGCUCCAAGGGUGCAGACAAGUAGUGGCCCACGACCUGUCGGACCCACUCACGUCUACCAGCCCAGCUCCCAGAUGAUGAUGAUUUCCCAGCAGCAGCUGUCUUUCGCUGGCUCCCCUCAGGGCUACUUCAUCCCCCCUGGACAGUACCGGGCCCCAUAUAUGCCCCCUACUCAGCAGUAUCCUGUGACCAGUGGUACAGCAGGCUUCUUUCCGGGAACUAGCCCUGCUGAAUACCCUACUUAUGAGCCCUCUCUUGCUGCGAGGGAGAGGCGGGGUGGUGGGGGGAGAGGGGGCGGGCGAGAGAACGGCCGUCUCUCUCUCCACGGUGCUCCUCUCACCUCCCAGCGCUACCCUGCAGGAGCGUACUACCCAGCUCAGCCACAGUACCCUCAGCCUGUCCAGCCUGCACCGGUAAUGAUCAACCCCGCCCAGCAACAACCACAAGCCCCGCCUCCUCAGCAACCACCAGCACAGUCACAAGGCCCACCAAAGAGGGAACGCAAACCGGUAGUGUGUCACGACAAAAGGGCAGCGCACCUCUUGUCUGAGAUAAGAAUACGAGACCCCAACCAGGGUGGGCGCGAUAUCACAGAGGAGAUCAUGUCUGGUGGAAGGUCCACCACCACACCAACUCCCCCACAGGCCUCCAUAGCAGAUGCAAGUCCUGCACAGACCAAUGGUGAAGUUAUACAGCCAGUCACUACAGUGACUAGAAGAGAUGAAAAUAUGGAGCCUCCUGCUAGCGCUGAAACCCCACCACCUCCUGCCACGGCAAUUACAGAGCCUGUGGUGGAGGCCAAACAGGAAAUGGACAACCAGAUUACACCACCUGCUGAGUUAGCCGCACAAUCUGUUGCCCCUACAGCUGCUGCUGAGGUGCCAUCCCCAUUGAUAAAGGACCAGCAGUCUUCCUCUUCCCCCCCUCCAGCAGCAGCAUCUAGUACUACUCCUGCUGAGGCAGAAAAUAAAGUUGAUACUAAAGUUGGUGACACAGUAGAUGCUCCUGUCGGCCCUUCAGCAUCAUUAGCAGUACAAGAGGUGCCUGUCAAAAUGGAGGAACCACAGGCUGCCCCAGCUCCACCUGAGAAAGCACCAGAAAAGGAACAAAAGAAAACAGAGGAAGUGAAGGAAUUGGAAAAAGAGGAGAAGGUGGCCAGCGCUAAGUUGGAGCCUGCAGUUGAUGUUGCUGCGACAGUUACCCCUGUUAAUGAGGCAAAAGAAGAAGUGGCUACAAAACCGGCAACUGAAGUCUCUCAGCCUCCACCCUCUGCACAGGAACUUGCUGCUCCACAGGCCCAGAGCGCUGCCCCGAGCUCUGCCCCUGAACCUGUACCCGAACCCACACCGGCUGAAACGGCAGAGCCUCCUCUCUCCAACGGCCUUCCUCAGGACAUUGAGGAACUGUCUGAGGAUAUGGCAUUUUCAGACACUACAACCCUUGACAAGCCUGACGCUUCUCAAUCUCAGGAAUCCACACCUGUGGCUAAAAUGGCAAUGCCAGCCCAGGAGGAGAAGGAGACGGAGGAGGAGGAGGAGGAGGAGGAGGAGGAGGAGGAGAAGGAGAAGAAGAAAGAGGAAGAGGGGAAGGAGAAAAGUGAGGAUGCCCCUCCCACCUCUGUUAGCUGCCCUACAGAUGAAUCUACUACUAUGCAAGCUGCUAUGUCUGUGCCAAAGAAGAGGAAGAACAUGAAGGAGUUCAACAAGAAGGAGGCCAUUGGAGACCUCCUGGAUGCCUUCACAGAGGAGCAGGAUACCAAGCCUGCUCCUGAACCCUCGUCCACUCAGGCCGACCCUGUCCCUGUUGCUCCAGCUGAACCUCCCGCUGAGCUUGCAGAUGAGACCUGGGAGGAAAAAGAGGACAAGCAGAAUGCUGAACCUGACGGGCCUAAAGCGACAGCUGAGCCAACUGGGCAGAAAUACCAGUACAAAGAAGAACAAUGGAAGCCAAUAGACCCAGAAGAGAAAAAGAGGUAUGACAGGGAGUUCCUCCUGGGCUUCCAGUUUAUCGGUGCCAGUAUGCACAAACCCGAGGGCCUGCCUAUCAUCAGUGAUGUGGUCCUAGACAAGGCGAACAAGACUCCACUGCGGCCUGCUGACCCAGCUCGACUGAUGAAUGUCGGUCCUGAUUUUACUCCCUCAUAUUUGGGGAACCUUGGGAGCAGAUCAGUGGGAGGACCACGAGGCCCGCCACCUGGGCCACGUCGCUCCCAGCAGGGUCAGAGGAAAGAGCCCAGGAAAAUUAUCAGCAGCAUGUCCCUCAGUGAUGACGUGCAGCUCAACAAGGCUGAGAAGGCCUGGAAGCCCACGGCGAAGAAGUCCACUCGCACCCGUGUCGGGGAGGAAGUCGAUGAAGGAGAUGAUCCCGAACAGGCCAAGACUCGAGAGCUGUUCAAGCGUCUGCGCAGUAUCCUCAACAAGCUGACCCCUCAGAAGUUUCAGGAGCUGAUGAAACAGGUGACGGAUCUGACAAUAGACACAGAGGAGAGGCUGAAGGGAGCCAUUGACCUCAUCUUUGAGAAGGCCAUCUCAGAGCCAAACUUCUCCGUGGCCUACGCCAACAUGUGCCGCUGCCUUAUGGGGUUGAAAGUCCCCACCUCAGACAAGCCAGGAGUUUUUGUGAACUUCCGCAAACUGCUGCUCAACCGCUGCCAGAAAGAGUUUGAGAAGGACCAGGAUGAUGAUGAAAUCUUUGAGAAAAAGCAAAAAGAGUUGGAGGCUGCCAAAGCUGGAGAGGAGCGUGAGCGCUUGAGGGUGGAGCUGGAAGAGUCCAGAGACCAGGCCCGCCGCCGUUCACUGGGAAACAUAAAGUUCAUAGGUGAGCUCUUCAAGCUGAAGAUGCUGACAGAGGCCAUCAUGCACGACUGCGUAGUGAAACUACUGAAGAAUCAUGAUGAAGAGUCUCUGGAGUGUCUCUGCAGGCUGCUCUCCACAAUUGGCAAAGACCUGGACUUUGAGAAGGCCAAGCCUCGUAUGGAUCAGUAUUUCAACCAGAUGGACAAGAUCAUCAAAGAGAGAAAGACCUCAUCCAGAAUCCGCUUCAUGCUGCAAGACGUCUUGGACCUCAGAAAGAAUAACUGGGUGCCUCGUAGAGGAGACCAGGGUCCAAAAACAAUUGACCAGAUCCACAAGGAGGCAGAGAUGGAGGAGCACAGAGAACAGAUAAAAGUUCAGCAGCAGCUCCUUUCCAAGAAAGAUGGAGGAGGUGGAGGAGGAGGAGGAGGCAGGAUGGGUGGGAACAUGGGUGGUCGAGGCUCUCACGCACCAGGAGGUGCCCGGAAUAGCCAGCCUCAGGAUGAGGGAUGGAACACGGUGCCCAUCUCCAAGAAUAGACCCAUCGACACCACCCGCCUUAGCAAGAUCACGAAGCCUGGUGCUCUGGACUUCAACAAUCAACUGUUGGCUCCAGGGGGAAAAGGCAUGUGGGGUAGCUGGGGCAAAGGCAGCAGUGGAGGAACUGGAGCUAAACCAGCAAGUGGAGAACAGGAUUCUGGUCGUCCAACUACCCUCAACCGUUUCUCAGCCCUGCAACAGUCUGGGUCGUUGAUGUCUUCAACAGACUCUGAUCGCAGAGUUCCUCAGAGGUCAAGCUCCAGCCGUGAGCGUGGUGGCGACAGAGACAGGAUUGAACGUGACAGGGAUCGGUUUGACCGGUUCGAUCGCAGUGAGGGUCGGGAAGGUCGUGAUGACAGGAGCAGCCAAAACCAAAUCACCAAGAGAAGCUUCAGCAGAGAGUCGCAGGAGCGUGGCGGGAGGGGCGGAGACAGCCGGGCCUCUGCUGAUCCUGUGCGUCGCGUGGCCAGCAUGACCGACGACAGGGACAGAGGAAGCCGGGACAGAGGAAGCCGGGACAGAGGAAGCCGGGACAGAGGAAGCCGGGACAGGGGUCCAAGUAAAGAUCUUGCAGUUAAGCGUGAGAGCGCCCCCACGCCUCCUCCUUCUCUUGCAAAGCCUGCCUUGACUGAAGAGGAGGUGGAAAAGAAGGCCAACGCCAUCAUUGAAGAAUACCUUCACAUCAAUGACUUGAAGGAGGCGUUGCAGUGUGUGGCUGAACUCAACAGUGCCUCCCUGCUCUAUGUGUUUGUGCGGAGCGCCGUGGAGUCGACGCUUGAGCGCAGCACCAUCGCUAGAGAGCACAUGGGCCUGUUGCUGCACCAACUUGUAAAGGCAGGGACAUUGCCCACGCAGCAGUACUACAAAGGGCUGGAAGAGACCUUGGAGGCUGCGGAAGACACGGCCAUAGAUAUACCUCACAUCUGGCUCUACCUGGCUGAACUCAUUACCCCCAUGCUCCAUGAGGGAGGCAUCCCUAUGGGACAGCUCUUCAGGGAGAUCUCAAAGCCUCUUGUGCCUCUGGGCCAGGCUGGCGUGCUGCUGGUACAGAUCCUCCAGUUGCUCUGCAAAGGAAUGACCCCUAAGAAGGUCGGGGCCAUGUGGACAGAGGCUGGGCUGAGUUGGAGUGAUUUUUUGCCCGAGGAUAAAGACGUCAACAAGUUUGUCACUGAACAGAAAGUGGAGUUCACCACAGGAGAGGAGAUGGAGUCAAAGGAAAUCGAUAAGAAGAAGGUCCUCACUGGAGAGGAGCUCAGCAAACAGCUGGACAGACUCCUACAGGACAAAGCCAAUAACCAGCGCAUCGGAGACUGGGUUGAGGCCAACUUGGACGAGCAGCAAACUGCUUCCAACCAGUUUGUACGAGUAUUGAUGACUUUAGUGUGUCAGUCUGCCAUCAUUUGUGACAACCCGUACAGGGUGGAUUCACGGCAGAUCAGCCUGAGGGCCAGUCUGCUGCAGAGAUACCUGAGUGAUGAGCAGAAAGAGCUGCAGGCCCUUUACGCCCUCCAGGCUCUGAUGGUGGCCAUGGAGCAGCCAGCGAACCUGCUGCGUAUGUUCUUCGACGCCUUGUACGAUGAGGACGUUAUCAAAGAGGAGGCCUUCUACAAAUGGGAAUCCAGCAAAGACCCUGCGGAGCAAACAGGCAAAGGUGUGGCCUUGAAAUCAGUCACCGCCUUCUUCACCUGGCUCCGUGAGGCAGAGGAGGAGUCUGACAAGGAGUGAAAGAAUGAACUGAAAGCUGCUGCCCCCCUUUGGCAAGGCGGGGGCUCUGCAGGCAGCUGCGGAGAGUCAUGGACUAUAUUGCCAGAGAGGCAGACUCAAAUCAAUCCUCAAUGAGGAAAAAUCUUUAUUAUGUUUUCUUUUCUUUGAGGGACGGACUCAGAAAACAAUCAUUUCUCUCUACGCUUCCUCUCUUGCUUCCUCAUGAUUUCCCCACGUGCUUGUGACAGCAAGUGUCCUCAUCAAAUAAACUUGAAAACUGAUUCAGCAGGAUUGCUUGUUAACGAGGUGUGAAGUAUCCCACAUCACUACAAAACUUUUUUGUCACAAUAAUACAAAACCAACAUGCUGCUUUUUUAUGGUUCCAGACAAUUAUAAUGCCUAACAUCCUAUCAGAUCUGUAAGAAUAAACAGCAGGGCGUGUGGUGUAGUGGGUUCCCUGAUACGUGGGUAUCAUCAUGCCGUCGUGUGUGUUCAAUCCAAACUCAGCUCUUAUGUCUUUGUCCCUUACUGGAGUGUGCAGCAUGACUGAAGUGUGUUUCUAUUAAUGAUACAAUGGACGAAACGUCGAUAGACAAAUGUACAUGAACUAAUCUUAAUAUGAUGGAAGGAGUUUUUAAAGCAAAGGUCGUCUAUUUUCUCUUCCUGUUUCCCAUCAUGAACUUAUGAAAGGACAGAAACAUGGAGGACUGAUGUUGACCUUUGACCUUGACUACUAGGUGGUGGUCUUAAUGCUUCCUCUAAGCCAUCCUCUCCCAUCCCCAGUAGUGAAACACACUGACUGACAAUUCAUCUUUACCUCUUCUAUACUUAAACCUGAGCUGUCGUAGAGGACACUUAAUGACCCAAUCACCGUUAAAACUUGAAAUCUACAGAAAUUUGACUUGAUGAAAUAUAUAAAGUUAGAAAAACAAACACAGAAAUGAUCCGAAAGCCUUUUCUACUUUUAAGUGGAAACUUAUUUUAGGAGCAUUCUGUAUAAUAACGAUAAUUACAAAAACUUUUUUUUUUCAGUUUUAUUUUUCAGAAAUGAUAAAUUGCUGAUGUAAUUGCAGUGUGUCCUUUUCCAACAGAAACCGCAGUUGUCCAGAUGCAAAGAGGUGCUUUAGAUAAUCCAUUGAUUAUUAGCUGUAUUGGAAUUUUGUAAAUAUUUUUUUUUUUGCUUUCUUUAUUUAAGAAAUUAUUGCUUCUUUUGCAUCGGAAACUGGAAAGAUGAGGUAACAGAACAUUACAAAUAAAGGACUUAUUAAGUUGC
Molecule: messenger RNA, 7112 nt
Organism: Siniperca chuatsi (mandarin fish)
Lineage: Eukaryota; Metazoa; Chordata; Actinopteri; Centrarchiformes; Sinipercidae
Gene: eif4g1a
Product: eukaryotic translation initiation factor 4 gamma, 1a
Exons: 33
Coding region: 533-5860 (1775 amino acids)
Cellular component (GO): eukaryotic translation initiation factor 4F complex
Molecular function (GO): mRNA binding; protein binding; translation initiation factor activity
Source: RefSeq, a predicted model, not a curated record